AUGGUUGUCUUCGACGGCCACGAGUACCUUACUGAAGAGGAGAGGCGCCUGAAGGAGGAUCGCGAGCGAACAAAAUACUGGAAGAAAUGGGGACCCUACGUUGCCGAGCGUCAAUGGGCCACGGUGCGAGAGGAUUACAGCGCAGAUGGAGAUGCCUGGAGUCACUUCCCCCAUGAGCACGCCCGAUCCCGCGCCUUCCGAUGGGGGGAAGACGGCAUUGCUGGCGUCUCCGAUACGCACGGCCUCCAGAAUAUCGCCUUCAGCUUUUGGAAUGAAGAAGACGAUUUUCUCAAAGAACGACUAUUCGGUCUAUCCAACCCCCAAGGAAACCAUGGCGAGAGCAUCAAGGAAGCCCACUUUCACGUAGACAAUACUCCUCUUGAAAAAUCAGAUAGCCCCGAGGCUGACCUUCUCCCCAGACACCAGCACUCGUACAUGAAAUUCCUUUACAAGUAUCCUCAAAACAAGUUCCCAUACCAGGACCUGAUAGAAGAGAAUGGCCGGAGAGGCAAGGAAGAUGAGGAGUAUCAAAUCAUCGACACCGGUGUCUUUGACGAAAACAGAUAUUGGGACAUCUUCAUUGAGACCGCCAAGGAAUCUGACGAUCCUGACGAGCUACUGUUUCGAGUCACCGCUUGGAACCGGGGCCCUGAUCCAGCACCUCUCCACAUCAUUCCUAUCGUGUGGUUUCGCAACACGUGGAGCUGGGGUCACGAAUCUCAGGACAAAAGGCCGUCCAUUGCUGCACAUUCUGACCUGUCCGUCAAAUCAAACCACUAUAGUCUUGGGGACCGAUACCUGCACUACUCUCCAUCUCCGGGAGUAGGAUCAAGUGGCGAGGAUGUGAUGCCUCUGUGGAUGUUUACGGAAAAUGACACAAACUAUGAACUUUUGUACAAGCAAAAGAACCAGCAACCUUAUGUGAAGGACGCGUUUCAUAGAUAUGUUGUCGAUGGCGAAAAGGCAGCCAUCAACCCCACUCGGACUGGCACCAAGUCCUCUGCCUGGUUCAACUUCAACGAGGAUGGCGGCGUAAACCCCGGUGAAUGCGCAGUCGUCCGGUUCCGUUUCAGCAAGAAGGACAUGACAUACCUUGAUGAAGAAGAAUUUGACGACGUCAUUGAGAAACGACGUGAAGAAGCAGAUGAAUUUUAUUAUCGAAUCAGCCCCCUGCCCAUGACUGACGACCUACGAAAUGUCCAACGACAAGCCUUUUCAGGAAUGAUGUGGACGAAGCAGCAUUACCACUUCAUCUGGGACCAAUGGGCCAAGGGCGAUCCAUGGACGCCGCCGCCGCCUCCUGAUCGAUUGGGUGUUCGGAAUUCUCAAUGGAAACACAUGCAUUGCGAUGAUAUCCUGUCAAUGCCCGAUUCCUGGGAGUAUCCCUUCUUCGCCGCGUGGGACAGCGCAUUCCACUGCAUACCCUUGGCCAUGAUCGAUCCUGACUUUGCCAAGAAGCAGCUGGAUCUAUUUACUCGAGAGUGGUACUGCCACCCAAAUGGGCAGCUCCCAGCAUAUGAGUGGAACUUUGGCGAUGUGAAUCCUCCGGUUCACGCGUGGGCGACAUUCAGAACAUUCAAAAUCGAGAGAAAAAUGUAUGGACGUCAAGACCUUGACUUUUUGGAGAGAGUCUUUCAAAAGCUGUUGCUCAAUUUCACCUGGUGGGUGAAUCGCAAGGACGCUGAUGGCAAAAAUGUUUUUGAGGGCGGCUUCCUCGGCCUUGACAAUAUCGGUCUGUUCAAUCGGUCAGAACCUUUGCCAACGGGAGGCGUGCUGGAGCAAGCAGAUAGCACGGGGUGGAUGGCGUUUUACUGCUUGUCCAUGCUCAACAUUGCGCUCGAACUAGCCAAGCACCGACGCAUUUACGAGGACAUUGCCUCAAAGUUCUUUGAGCACUUCAUCCUCAUCAGCGACGCCAUGACUUUCAGGACCGGCCAGAAAGAUGAAAAGUCUCUCUGGAACGAGGAGGAUGGCUUCUACUACGACGCCAUCUCCUGGGGCGGCCCUUGGAUCCAGCAGCUGCCGGUGCGGUCUCUCGUCGGUCUCAUUCCCCUGUACGCAACCACGACCUUGGAACCGGAGCUUUUGAACAAGCUCCCGACGUUCCGCAAGCGGGUGGAAUGGUUUGUUCAGCAUCGAGAGGACAUGGCCGAGAGAAACAUGGCGAGCAUCCGGAAGAGGGGAAAGGGCGACAGGUUACUCCUCUCCAUUGUAAGCAAAGACAGGUUGGAGAAGAUCCUCAAGCACAUGCUGGACGAGGACGAAUUCUUCAGCGACCACGGGAUCAGAUCCCUGUCCAAAUACCACAAGGACAAACCUUUCUCCAUGGAGGUCAAUGGGCAACAAUUCAAGGUCGGGUACGUCCCGGGCGAUUCAGACACGGGAUUGUUUGGCGGGAACAGUAACUGGCGAGGGCCCAUCUGGCUCUGUGUCAACUUCCUGCUGGUCGAGUCCCUUCAGCGGUAUUACCUUUUCUACGGGCCCGAGUUCCAGGUCGAGUGCCCGACCCGAAGUGGCGACUACAUGCACUUGGGCAAAGUGGCAGAGGAAAUCCAGCAUCGUCUCCAACACCUCUUUGCCCGCACCGACGACGGAAGGCGCAGGAUCAACGCCGGGGACGACCGUCUCGACUUUGACGAGCACUGGAAGGACUACCUCUGGUUCCAUGAAUUCUUCGACGGCGACAGCGGCCGGGGCCUGGGCGCCACGCAUCAAUGCGGCUGGACUGGUCUCAUUGCCAGAAUGAUCCACGACACUGGCACAAACUGCCGCCUUCCCCAAACGCCGCGGACACCCUCCGCCGCCAUGGCCCACUACUUUGACGACAUGUUCCAGCGCAGCCUCGAUCUCGGCACACCCCGGUCCCCUGGCAUGCGACGGAUCCGCCGCUCGUCAACGGCCCGGUCCAUCGGCGCGCGGAGCGACUUUACCAACGGGGUCGAUGAUGACGCGCAUUCGCUCAGUAACUCGGUGCUUCAAGAUGAUGCGGAAAGGGUCCGGGAGAAGCUGGAGGCAGAUUUGCAUUUGCAUCGGUACAUAUCGGAUCAGCUGGAGCGAUACAAGGAUGAAGGCCUGAAGGGGGCCCACGCAGACGAGUAUGAGACCAAGGCUUAG
Messenger RNA from Metarhizium album ARSEF 1941, 3114 nucleotides. Its product is annotated as Six-hairpin glycosidase-like protein. Gene Ontology annotation, biological process: oligosaccharide metabolic process; protein N-linked glycosylation. Lineage: Eukaryota; Fungi; Ascomycota; Sordariomycetes; Hypocreales; Clavicipitaceae. Gene Ontology annotation, cellular component: endoplasmic reticulum membrane. The record is from RefSeq and is a predicted model, not a curated record. The transcript is spliced from 9 exons. Gene Ontology annotation, molecular function: Glc3Man9GlcNAc2 oligosaccharide glucosidase activity. Bases 1 to 3114 code for a protein of 1037 amino acids.